UCUCAGCGCUGCGGUCCAAUAUAGCGCAUGCGCCCUGCCCGAGGACUGGCAGAGAGACGGCAAUAUGGCGAGAAUGCCUGGCAGCGGGGACUGUAACACCAGCCCCAGCAGCAGCGCCAGCGCCGGCGCCGCCGCCGCCGCCGAGAACAAUGGGGAGCGGGGCGAGGGCGAGCGCGGCGGCGGCGGCGGGGGCAGCAGCCGGCCCAGCCACCCGCACUACUGCAGCGCCGGCGAAGAGGAGGACGACGACGACGACGAGAUCCAGGAGGUGCAGAUAACGGGGGACGAGGAGGAGGAGGAGGAGGAGGAGGAGGAGGACGGAGGUGGGGGGCUGGAGGAGGAGGAGGAGGAGGAAGAAGAGGAGGAGGAGAUGGGUCUGGACUGGGACGAGCCCCUGGAGCCCGAAUACUCCGCCGGGGAAGAGCUGGAGCCCGAGCCGGUCCAUAUGAUCCAUAUGGACCAGAGCACGGAGCUGGACCCGGAGUCGGAGCCGCUGCUGCUGCCGCCCCGCAGUGGGCCGGCCGAGGACCCGGAGCUGGACCCGGAGCUGCUGCAGCGCCCCGAGCGGGCCCGGCUGAGCGAGAACACCCGGCUGGCCACCCGCUAUGCCGUGCGCAUCUUCCGGGAGUACCUGAGCGAGAAGUCGCAGAGCCCGGACUUCGAGACCAUGGACAAGGGGGCGCUGUGCCGGGUGCUGCGCUCCUUCUACGCCGAGGCCCGCUCCAAGAGCGGGCAGCUCUACAGCAAGUCGUCGCUCAUCAGCAUCCGGAGCUCUCUGAACCGCUACCUCAACGAGCCCCCUUACUGCCGCACCCUGGACCUCACCAAGGACCCCGAGCUGCGCAGCGCCAACCUGACCCUGGCCGCGGUGAUCCGCAAGCUGGAGGAGCAGGGCGCGGGGCCGGUGGUUCAGAAGCAAGCCAUCACCCGGGCUGACCUGCGCAAGCUGUACACCUCCAGCGUCUUCAGCACCAACACCCCCUUCGGGCUGCUCAACAAAGUCUGGUUCGAGGCGUGCAUGUACUUCUGCACCCGCGGCCGGGAGAACCAGCGGGAGCUGGAGGAGGACUCUUUCGGGCUGGCCAUGGACGAGGACGGCCGCAAGUUCGUCUACUUCAAGUCCCUGGGGCCCUAUCACAAGUCCCGCUCGUCGUCCUGGAGCAAGAAGCGGGCGGAGAGCAGCGACGAAGAGAAUCUGCCCCGCAUGUACGAGACGGGCACGGAGUUCUGUCCCUACGCUAGUUUCGUCAAGUACCUGUCCAAGCGCAACCCACUCUGCAAGGCUUUCUUCCAGAGGCCCCGGGACCAUUGCAACGAGGGCGAUGUGACCUGGUACGAGAACAAAGCCAUCGGCAAGAACUUACUUGGCACCAGGAUGCAGAUGCUCUCUAAGGCAGCCAAGCUGUCCAAAACGUACACCAACCACUGCAUCGGCGCCGUCUCCAUCGCCACCCUCAACAGCAUCGCAGGCAUAGGCACCAAGCUGGGACCCCCCGCCCCGCAGGGCUGCUACGCCGAGGCUCUGAACGGGGGAGCUCGCCACCACCACCACCACCACCAUCACCACCCCUCCGCCCCCCACCAUCACCACCGCCCCCAGCCGCCUUCGCUGGGGAACACUUACAUCCUUCCCAAAGAGAGCCAGGUGGUGGCCGACGUGAAAGCGGAGGCUGCUCCCAAGCGGGCCCUCUACGAAGCCGUGUUCGGGGCAAGUGAAGUCUGCGGUCCCUCUUCCCCUAAAAGACUGUGCAUCCGCCCCUCGGAGCCCGUAGAUGCGGCGGCGGUGGUAGUAGUUUCGGUGAAACACGACCCCCUGCCUCUUCUUCCCGAAGUCAAUGGGCACCGAAGCACCAAUUCUCCCACAGUAGUUUCACCUGCUAUUGUUUCCCCCACCCAGGACAGUCGGCCCAAUAUGUCAAGACCUCUGAUCACUAGAUCCCCUGCAUCUCCAUUGAACAAUCAAGGCAUUCCUACUCCAGCACAGCUCACAAAAUCCAAUGCACCCGUCCACAUUGAUGUGGGUGGUCACAUGUAUACCAGCAGCUUGGCCACACUCACCAAAUACCCUGAAUCAAGAAUUGGAAGACUUUUUGAUGGCACGGAGCCAAUUGUUUUGGACAGUCUGAAACAACAUUAUUUCAUUGACAGAGAUGGACAGAUGUUCAGAUAUAUACUAAAUUUUCUACGAACAUCAAAACUACUCAUUCCGGAUGAUUUUAAGGACUAUACUUUGUUAUAUGAAGAGGCAAAGUACUUUCAGCUCCAGCCCAUGUUAAUGGAGAUGGAAAGAUGGAAACAAGAUCGAGAAAAUGGCCGCUUUUCUAGACCCUGUGAGUGCUUAGUGGUACGAGUUGCCCCAGACCUUGGAGAGAGGAUUACACUCAGUGGUGAUAAAUCUUUGAUAGAAGAGGUGUUCCCAGAAAUUGGAGAUGUGAUGUGUAAUUCAGUCAACGCAGGUUGGAAUCACGACUCAACGCAUGUCAUCAGAUUUCCACUGAAUGGAUAUUGUCACCUCAACUCAGUUCAGGUACUUGAGAGGUUGCAGCAAAGAGGCUUUGAAAUUGUGGGCUCCUGUGGAGGAGGGGUAGACUCUUCCCAAUUCAGUGAAUACGUAUUGAGGCGAGAGCUCAGACGGACAUCUCGUGCACCCUCUGUCAUUCGAAUAAAGCAGGAGCCUCUGGACUGAAUGGACAUGUUUCUUAUGCAAAAAGAAAAAAAAAAGGAAAAGAAAAAAAGGGACAUUCAUGUGCAGUUGGGACACCAAACCAAGUCUUGGAAUGAAAAUCGAAUAAAGACACAUUUAUAUCAAAUAGAGACCAUACCUGUAUUCAUAUGGGAACAAUUGGAAUAGUAAUAAUAACCUCAAGGUGUAAAAAA
Molecule: messenger RNA, 2877 nt
Organism: Sarcophilus harrisii (Tasmanian devil)
Lineage: Eukaryota; Metazoa; Chordata; Mammalia; Dasyuromorphia; Dasyuridae
Gene: KCTD1
Product: potassium channel tetramerization domain containing 1
Exons: 5
Coding region: 65-2686 (873 amino acids)
Biological process (GO): negative regulation of DNA-templated transcription; protein homooligomerization
Cellular component (GO): nucleus
Molecular function (GO): transcription factor binding; transcription corepressor activity
Source: RefSeq, a predicted model, not a curated record